GAAGAGGGUCGAGCUUACGAGGUUGGUGGCGAUCCUCCGUCCGUGCCCAGCGGAAGCCCCGCUCAGCCCCCGCACUUUCCCCCGAGCCGAGCUGUCAGUCACGGCGCCUCUAUAAAGGCGCGGGCUUGCUGGCAGCUCUCACGGCAGUCGCUACUCCGCAGCGGUGACCGCAGGCCCUGUGGGGUGUACGCGCAGACACACAUUGGUUUGUAGCGCGCGGGCUUCUUAUCCCACACGCCGCACGCACACACGCACACACGCAUUGCACACACACACACACACAGCGAGAGAGACAAGCGUAGAGACGAGGAGGAGGAGAGGGAGAGAGCGGCACGCAGACGGCAAGCAGCCACUGCUCGGCCACUCGCAAGAUCUCUCCGCCUGCAACAGAGACACGGAACGAGGAUGUCUCGGCGUGCCCUGCUCACGCUCGUGCUGCUCUGGAGCCUGGGGCUGGCGCUGGGCGCGGCGCGCAAGGCGCGGGUGGUGCCCCAGGGCGCCAUCCCCCCACCCGACAAGGAGCGACCCAACACGUCCGACGCGAAGCCGACGAAGGCGAGGGACAAGCAGAUCCUGGACUCGAGCCACGAGGCGCUGAUCAUCACCGAGCGGCGCUACCUGAAGCAGGACUGGUGCAAGUCGCAGCCCCUGCGCCAGACCAUCACCGAGGAGGGCUGUCUGAGCCACACCAUCAUCAACCGCUUCUGCUACGGGCAGUGCAACUCGUUCUACAUACCGCGGCACGGGCGGCAGGGCGAGGAGGACGCGUUCAAGUCGUGCGCCUUCUGCCGUCCGCAGAAGAUCAUCUCCACCGUGGUGGAGCUGCAGUGCCCCGACCUGCAGCCGCCCUUCAAGCUGAAGCGGGUGCAGAAGGUGAAGACGUGCCGCUGCACGGCGGUGGACAUCAAGGACCUGUGAAGGACGACGCGAGAGCCCCCCCCCCCCGCGAUGGCCCCACGAUGGUGGACAACGCGCCCAAAUAUUUUUUGACCCCUCUUGUUUUUUUUUUUUAUACGGCUAUUUAUUUGAUUUUGCUCGAGCAGCGACUGAUGUAUUUUUCUACGCGUGCGAAUGCUGCGACGUAUAUGAAUUUUUUUUUAAUUCCUCCCAGCGACCCCACAGUUUCCGUGCCGGAUAAUAACGUCUGGCUGCACGCAACAACGACGGUCCCCAACGCAACGGCCUUAGCGGACUGUUUCGGCAAGUGCUGUCAGCGAGCACCUAUGAAGGCCGGGCACGGCACACGAGGGGGUGGGUGGCCAACACCAACGCCCGACCGGCCUUUGUCUCUCCCUUGU
Messenger RNA from Petromyzon marinus (sea lamprey), 1298 nucleotides. Its product is annotated as gremlin-2-like. Lineage: Eukaryota; Metazoa; Chordata; Hyperoartia; Petromyzontiformes; Petromyzontidae. The record is from RefSeq and is a predicted model, not a curated record. Gene Ontology annotation, molecular function: BMP binding; receptor ligand activity. Gene Ontology annotation, biological process: animal organ morphogenesis.